Messenger RNA from Daucus carota subsp. sativus, 2456 nucleotides. Its product is annotated as chaperone protein dnaJ 10. The transcript has 10 exons. The coding region runs from base 178 to 1221 and encodes 347 amino acids. Lineage: Eukaryota; Viridiplantae; Streptophyta; Magnoliopsida; Apiales; Apiaceae. The record is from RefSeq and is a predicted model, not a curated record.
GAGAAGUUUUAAAUUGAAAGGUGCCAUAGGCCCAUUACAAGAUGCAGAAAUUGUAUGAUCAACCAUUAAAAACAGACGAGAAAUAAUUGUGUAAUCUUCUACCUCACACUCUAAUCUAUCACAGGAUCUCACUUGUUCCCAAGAACAAAAGAAGUGUAUUACUGUGCUUGGUGAGCUAUGGUGAAGGAGACUGAAUAUUAUGAUACUCUCGGAGUCAGUGUGGAUGCAUCUCCUGCAGAGAUUAAGAAGGCAUACUAUGCUAAGGCGAGAGUAGUUCAUCCUGAUAAGAAUCCCGGAGAUCCAAAGGCUGCACAUAAUUUCCAGGUACUUGGAGAGGCUUAUCAAAUUUUGAGUGAUCCUGAAAAGCGUGAAGCAUAUGAUAAAAAUGGAAAGUCUGGAGUACAGGGUGAAUCCAUGAUGGACCCUUCAGCUGUCUUUGGUAUGCUUUUUGGGAGUGAGUUAUUUGUGGAUUAUGUUGGGCAGCUUGCAUUGGCGGCUUUGGCCUCUGCAGAACUUGAUGUAGAUGAUGGGGUUCCUGAAGUUCGCAUGCAGAAAGUUCAGGAGAAGAUGAAGGCAUUGCAAAAGGAGAGAGAAGAAAAACUUGUUAGUUUUCUCAAAGAUCGUCUUCAACCAUUCGUUAUAGGCCAAACUGACGAGUUUGUGAAUUGGGCCACAUCCGAAUCCCGUAAUCUUUCUAAAGCUGCUUUUGGGGAGGCAAUGCUACAUACUAUUGGUUAUAUAUACACAAGGCAAGCUGCAAGAGAACUUGGAAAGGAUAAGCGAUUUAUGAAGGUUCCAUUUUUGGCAGAGUGGGUACGAGAUAAAGGUCACAUGAUAAAAUCACAAGUUUCAGCGGCUUCAGGUGCUGUGGCUUUAAUACAAAUGCAAGAGGAAAUGAAGAAGUUGAGUCAAGGAGAAAACAAGGAAGAAUCCAUAAUUAAAGCCUUCGAAGCAAAAAAGGACGCAAUGGUUCAGUCGCUUUGGCAGCUUAAUGUAGUAGAUAUUGAGUCGACUUUGUCACGAGUCUGCCAAGCAGUUCUUAAAGAUACCACUGUAUCGAAGGAUGUUCUUAAGCUACGGGCGAAAGCAAUGAAAAAGCUUGGGACUAUUUUUCAAGUUGGAGAUUCGAUACGAACAGACAAAGACAAUCAAGAUAUCUCAGACGAGCAUCCGUCCACUGAAAGAAGUUCAUUAACAUGUUCAAGCCUCAGUGAAGAAUAAAGUUCUAUGUGUUUCUGCUAUCAAGAUUGCCUGAAGAUCAAGUAUCAAAGACCAGAAGAUUCCAGUAUAUUUAAUUUGAUUAUUUAUAAAUCAAAUUUAUCGAAGCAACAUCUAACCCGGAAUGACUGAUCAAGUAUAUUAUCAAGCAAAGGAUUCAAGGAAUCAUUUCAGUUCGAGUCGUUCGUGAACCAGACCAGUGCACAGGACGUCAGGACAUACGAAAGAAUUCAGUGGAUUUAAUCAACGAAUUAAUUGAUCAAGUCAAUAAAGCUGCUCCAGAAUACAUUGAUAAAAGAACUUAUUAAUUAGAUAUAUAUAUAUAUAUAUAUAUAUAUAUAUAUAUAUAUAUUAAUUGUGAAUUAUUUGAAUUUAAUUAAAUUCAAGUAAUUAAUUAAACACAAUUAAUUAUAAAUAUAUGUAUGUAUAUUUAAUUAUUAUGCAAAACUGGAAGGCUUAUGAAUUUGACUAAGUGUUUCAAUACAGGGGAAGCUUCAUCACUGAUGAAGCGCAAACUUUGACUAAGUCAAAGUUUGCGCCUCAUCCUUCCUUUAAACCACUUAGAAAUUUUCUAAGUAACUCUCAGGGGUACACACAGUGAAGGAAGCGCAAGGUUUGACCUCAAGUCAAAGCGCCAACUUUGACUUGAGUCAAUCCUUCAAAAUUUGUCUAAGGCACUUCUCAGUAUUACAGUAGAAGCUCAAUGAGGCGCAACCUUUGACUCAAGGUCAAAGUUUGCGCCACACACACUCUCCAUGAUGUCAAGCGCAACUUCAGUUUAUUCUUGACCAAGGCAUCACAAGGGAACACUGUAUGGCGCCACUAUUGACUUUCCUGAAGCGCAAGGUUUGACCUUUUAUAUAUACACAUAUAUAUGAUUCAAAGCGCAGCUUUGUUAUACAUAUAUAUGUAUAUAGAACCUGCGCCCCUUCAUACAUUCAAUUGGAGUUAGUGUUAUUUUUAUAAAACGAAUCCGUCCAGGACGAACUCAAGUCGUCCAGGACGAACUCGUUAACCAUGGUUAGUUGUUGGAAAGCCUAUAAAUAGAGCUUAGUGUUUUCAUUUGAAAACAACUACACACUUUGUAAGUGCACACACUAUACACGUUCUCGAGAGUUAAAUUAGAAGAUCGUAUUUAUCGAGAGUUUGUAAUAGAGUGAUUGUAGUCUCUGCAGCCGACAUUUGUGUUGGAAUUUGUAGCACCCGAGGAUUAUUUCUAAUAUAAGAAUAUUCCCCGA